AUGAACUUACGGGCAUUCGGUCAAAAAUAAUCCUGCGCGUUCGGCUGCACGCAGUGCACCUUGUUUGUCAUGGCGUUGAUGCGGAGUGAUCAGCUGUGCCAUAGAGCAAGCAUUACCACGGUGACGACGGUCUGCUGAUCAUCUGAAAGAGGCUGCUGAUCAGCUGCUAACAGGAAGAUGGCAGAGUCAAAAACAGCAAAAUCCUUUGUGGACGGGCAUAUCGGUGACACUGAAGAACAGAAAUCAGCCGUUCGAAAGCGCAACCUCCUGGUCUUGAUCCUACACUACCUUCAGCACCAAGGGCUGAUGACAACUGCAGAAAGCCUCAAGACUGAAUCGACACUGAAACUUGACGACUAUGUUCUCUGUGAUAAUGUCGACCUGGAGCUAAUACUUCAAGAGUAUGAAACAUUCCAGUUCGUCAAGUUCAGAAAACAGCCACAUAUCACCCGUAAACUGGAAGAGAGUGGCACACAGAAGCAUUCAAAGUCAUCACGAGCGCAUUCUACACAGGGACAGUCAACUCAGACAUCUAGCAAUGGAAGUGGGUCCUUUUGCAGCACAUUUCGGAUACGGGGCCUUCAUCGAGCAAGUAGUGACGAAAAGCACAAAUCUGAGUCACAGCUCUCUAAAGGAAAGCUUGAAAACACCUUUCGGCCAGAAAACAUUACCAUUGACAGGCGCCUGGGAAUACAGAUCUGUACACCUGGAUUGCCUCAGCUAAAGCUGCCGCAGGCCAUGGGUGCCACUUUGGGGAGUGAGUGGUUUAACUUGGUCGACAUCAUUUCAAAGGAUGUCUAUGUGGACAGUCCAAACGUCCACUGGAAUGACAUUGUUGGCCUUGAGUCAGCAAAGCGGCUUAUCAAAGAAGCUCUAAUCUACCCAAUGAAGUAUCCAGACAUCUUUUCUGGAAUAAUGGGUCCAUGGAAGGGACUUCUGCUGUUUGGACCACCAGGCACUGGAAAGACACUCCUUGCAAAAGCCGUUGCAACAGAAUGCAAGACAACAUUCUUCAAUAUCACUGCUUCUACACUAGUCAGCAAGUGGCGCGGUGAGUCUGAAAAGCUAGUCAGGGUACUGUUCGAACUGGCUCGUCACAACUCGCCUGCGACCAUAUUUCUGGAUGAGCUCGAUGCACUGGUUGGGGCUAAAGGUGCACUAGGAAACAGUGAGAAUGAGGCCAGUCGUCGCAUGAAAAGUGAACUUCUGAUACAGAUGGAUGGUCUCAGCAACUCUAAGGAUCAUGUCUUUGUGUUGGCCACUUCUAAUUCACCAUGGGAUCUGGACCAUGCUGUUCUUCGACGCCUGGAAAAACGUAUCCUGGUGCCUCUGCCAGGCAAAGAAGCUCGCACCUUUCUUUUCCACAAGUUCCUUGAAGGCGGCCAGAGUGCCAAGAGUGGUGGCCGCCGAGAGAGUUGCUUCGUGGCUGCUGACAUUGACUACAACCUCGUCAGCGAGGCAUCAGAGGGUUAUUCGGGAUCAGACAUCAAGAUAGCCUGCAAAGAAGCCGUGAUGAAGUCCCUCCGUCAAGCACUGGAAGCUGCUGAAUGCUGUGAUAAUGAGGCAGACGGAACUGACCGCAUCAUCCCUGAGCCUGUGUCAACGGAGGACAUCUUGGAUGCCAUCAAGCAGACCAAGCCCACUGGCAAAGCACUCGCAGCAAAGUUUGAAACUUGGCACCAAGAGUUUGGCUCGUCACUUUCGCCUUAAUAGACUCUGCAGGUCAUGUAAGGGCAGCCUGUACACACAAAAAGAUGGUACAUAUACAUAACACUGAGAAGAGAGUACUGUACUCAUUUUGGUUUCCAUUACUACUCAUUUCCGUGCUGCCAUGGUUGUGCUGCCCAUGGUUGCAGUGGUGCAUAUAGCUGCCAGCUUUGACAUUUGUGUGGAUUGAGCGAGCGUUUAAUUAUGUGCUGUUGUACGAUAGUCUGCCAUAUUGAUGUAGCACAUCCUCCAUGAUGCUGUGAAACCCAGCACAUUGUGAUACAGAAUGUUUCGUGUUAGUGACAGAAACCCUAUAGAACCUGCAAGUGGAACCAGAAGUAAACGGAGCCUCGAUUUAAAAGUGAGUGUGCUGAUGCAUGUUACAGUGAAAUUUAAGAGAUCACUCGUGCUUCACGCACAAGCACUUUGGUGCUGAAGUUGUGCAUGAACACGGCAUCUCUGUUUAGAAAGCUGCAGAACUUAACCUAGGCCUUUAAUAAAAAAAUUUGUAAUAAAUUUAUAACAUUUCAAAAAGUCACAUUCUAGUGACUGUUUACAGUAGACUUACUAAUACAUCCUAUAAUUUCCAACAAAUAUUUUGCAAGAAUACUUAAACUGCAAAACAAUUGAAGCAUCAUUUUUACGAUUUCAUAAUUUUGCAACAGACAGGUACUGAACUUAAUAUGUUAAAGAGGGUCGAAAAUAAAUGAUCCUGGACAGGAUAUAUAGGGUGUUUCACGUAACUUGAACCAAGGAUAUAAAAAAAGUGGUUAGCCGCAGCUGAAUGGAACCAACGGCAUAUGGUAUGCCAUCAUGUGGGGCUCCUUAGAGUAUUUUUCAUAUUCCGCUGAAUUAGUUAACCAAGAUGAAUUAUGCAAAAUUUUUUAUAUUCACUUUAGGGCCUAGUGCAUUUUGUUGCAUUGUAAAAGAGGUUCACAAAUGACCGAUCCAAUUUUUUGUGGCAACGUAAGUGCUGCGUAGUGAUUUUUUUCAGCAUUUAAAGAAAGCCCGCGAAAUAUGAAAUAAAACCACAUGACUGCACUCAUGUGCUAUCGUAUUGCUGCGCUCUCAAUAGCGGUUCAUGCGAAAGAAUCGUGCGGGGGGACCAUGGUGAAGCGAGCAGGCACAGCUCUAGGCAUCAGCUUCACAGUGUGUCAGCAUUUUUGGCGGUUGCACAUGAAAAGGAACCGCCGUAGUCCCCGAUAAGCGAUAGUGCUUUUUCUUGAUUUCAUCCGCAGCUUAAGAUUCUGUUCUUUUUCGACCAUGUACUCACCCCCUCUGUAACACCCCAAUGGCCCUGAGGGUAAAUAAAUAAAUAAAUAAAUAAAUAAAUAAAUAAAUAAAUAGGCUCGGCACAUGGUUGAGAGUGCUCAUGUGGUUCUAUUUUAUAUUUUGCGGGCUUUCUUUACAUGCCCCCCCCAAAAAAAUCACGACGUAGCAAGUACAGUGUUACAAAAAAUUGGAUCGGUUGUUCCUGAACCUGCUCUACAACGCAAUGCAUUGGCCCUAAAGUGAAUAUUAAAACUUUUGCAUAAUUCACCUUAGUUAAUUAAUUAAGCUGAAUACAAAAUAUACUCUAAGGAGCUCCACAUGACAACAAACCAUAUGCCAUUGGUUUCAUUCAGCUGCCGUUAACCACUUCUUAUUUUCUUUGAUUAUGGGGUUUUACGUGCCAAAACCACUUUCUGAUUAUGAGGCACACCGUAGUGGAGGACUCCGGAAAUUUCGACCACCUGGGGUUCUUUAACGUGCACCUAAAUUUAAGCACACGGGUGUUUUAACAUUUCGCCCCCAUCGAAAUGCGGCCGCCGCGGCCGGGAUUCAAUCCCGCGACCUCGUGCUCAGCAGCCCAACACCAUAGCCACUGAGCAACCACGGCGGGUAACCACUUCUUUUUAAAUCCUUGGUUCAAGUUAUGUGAAACACCCUGUAUAACAUGCUCCUAGUUUGUAUGACUGGCAGUGACAUAGAAAAGUAAAUAUGUCUGCUUUAAUUACCCUAUAAGAAGUAAGAAUAUCUGCAGAAUUGCAGAUAUUCGCUUCAACUGCAGUGCUACAGCAUAAUGGUGCUUCAAUGUUUUCUUGAUUCUAACUUGCUUUACAUAUUUUACAACAUAUUUGAUGGUCUAAAUAAAGGAUCUGCCUCAACCAGUCACUAGAAUUUGACUUCCUUCUUGAAAUGCAACAAAUCUGUCAGAACAAUUUAGCAGUAGCACAGGACCCAAUUUUGCAAUUGAAACAUGUUUGAACGGGCAAGGUAUAAGCAGAGUUUUCCUCUGCGAAGAUGUGAAGUACCACCUCAGUGCAUUCUACGUCGUAACGUGCCCCGUCUAUAUCUGGCUCCAAUUCAUUUUGCACAGCAGUUUUUUGUGUGUGAUGAUUCCAUUCCUCAUAUCACUGCACAAUUGCAAUGUAAAAAAAAAGUGUCGCAGUGUUAAACUGUUUCGGAUGCAGUGUUCAAGAAAUAUUACGCUACAAUUUUGUAAUGCAGCACUCACAAAAGAACCUCUCCCAGUUGAGCAGAAGCACAAGUGUUUGUUUUUACUUGUGUUGUCGCACACUUUUAUGGCCUUGGGUGGACCUUUCAUGGCAUUGUUGUCAACAUGUGUAUUUGAUGUACAAACCACACCAGUGUACAGCCAAUAAACAUUUUGCACCUGUA
Dermacentor andersoni is the source of this 4368-nucleotide messenger RNA. Its product is annotated as katanin p60 ATPase-containing subunit A-like 2. NCBI's taxonomy places the organism in Eukaryota, Metazoa, Arthropoda, Arachnida, Ixodida, Ixodidae. Gene Ontology annotation, molecular function: ATP hydrolysis activity; protein binding; ATP binding. The record is from RefSeq and is a predicted model, not a curated record.